This is a messenger RNA of Pisolithus orientalis, 1146 nucleotides long. RefSeq lists its product as uncharacterized. The transcript has 5 exons. The annotation marks the transcript as partial. NCBI's taxonomy places the organism in Eukaryota, Fungi, Basidiomycota, Agaricomycetes, Boletales, Pisolithaceae. The record is from RefSeq and is a predicted model, not a curated record.
UAUUGUAGAUGCCCUGUGGCAGAGGAUUCACACAUACAGCUGAUGCAGGCUGGGAUGUUUCCUGCUACCACAAAGGCCACAAGGACUGCAUUUACCUUCCAAGUACUUGAUGACUUCAUUUGGGACAAUGUGGAAUGUGGUACCUCAGCAAUGAAUUUCUACAGCAAACUUUGCUGCAUAACCUUCAAUGCCUUUCCUCAUCUGGUGCCAGAUAGGUACAGGGAACUGCUGAGAGUUGCUAGGAUGUGGCAGCUCCUGAAACUACUGAAAUGGCAGGGAUCUCACAUGAGUGCAGAAGAUGCUGGCCCUGGGGAAUUAGUGUUAUUCUGUCCAGCAUGUCCUCAGCCUGGCAUCAACAUUCCUAAAGAUGAAACAGAUUAUUCCCAUUGGACACUGGCAAGAAGCUUGGUCAUGGAUGGGAAUUUCAAGGAAGAGCAUAUGCAUCCAAAGGAUGCUGGCAGCAAAGCCUGGUUGAUGGAUGGAAAGGGGUACAUGGUCACAUCACAGCCAUACAAGGAAUAUUUGAGUGGCACUAAAAAUGUGGUUGAGAUCUCAGAUUGCAGCAAUCAUCAGGCAGUUAAUCAAGCAAAUGCCAACUGGCAGCAGCUCGCAUCUACAAGAAUAGGUGGAUGUGCCUGUGUGUGGCAUGGCUGUUUUGUGCCACAUGCAAUGGUUGACUUCCAGAAGGGCAAACAGCAGGUUAACAUGGACUAUGCACUUGUGCAUGCCAUCAGGCAUGGAACAGUCCCUGGCCAGCAAGUGAUACAUUUCUAUGAUAUUAACUGCCAGCAUAGCAAAGGUUUAGAACAACAGCUACAUGCCAAUGCCUAUAUAUCCAUGCCAGAUGGCAUGCAGAUCUGCCCUGGCGUUGGGUUGUGGCAUGUUCAUGGCCACUGCACAGAAUGCUUUGCACGAUAUGCUCCCAAUUUCAUUGUGGGUGCUGGCUGGGUGGAUGGGGAGAUCAUGGAAACCUUGUGGUCCUCCCUGAAUAUCAUUUCCCCAUCUGCUAGAGGCAUGGCUACUCCCCAUCAGCAGGAGGUACUUGAUUUCCAAAUGAAUGAUAGCAAUUUCCUGAAAAUGGUCAGAAUGCAUGAGUCUAGUGCUUGUAUCAGACAUGGUUGCAUGGCUAACAGGAUACAGCAAUGA